AGGGAUUAUUGACACACACUCAUACGUAGCCAACAUGAAGCUCUUCAGGAUCGUCGUAGCUUUCCUUCUCCCGAUAAUACUGGUGGUAACGGAGGGUUAUGCCGCAAGUGUGGCCCAGCAUCGAGAGAAGAGACAGACCGUGGUUUCGGGAGAUGUCAACGUUAACGAUCAAAGAGGAGGGCGCAGGGUCACGGGCAACCUUAACCUCGAUCAUGCCCUGAACUCUAAGCAUUCCAUCGGUGGCAGCUUCGGCGUAGACCACACAAAAAUCAGAGGGGUGGGCAGCGGCACUGACUUCAAUGCAGGACUGAAGUACACUUUCACUCCUAAUGACAGAACUGCUCUCAGCAUUGGCGCAGUAAAGAAUUGGGGAAGCAGUGGCAGCGGAAUCAACUACGGUCUUAAACUCUCGCACUCGUUCAGACGCAGAAGAUCACCUGAGAGACUGAAGUACAAGUGCAGAAGCAACGGAGCGUGCAAGCUCAAGAUCCGAGGCAGAAGGACUUGAGCGAAGCCAAUCAUGUACAUAUUCCAGAAGUUAAAUAAUAAACAAGCUUAAUGUU
Scylla paramamosain (green mud crab) is the source of this 563-nucleotide messenger RNA. RefSeq lists its product as uncharacterized. The coding region runs from base 35 to 508 and encodes 157 amino acids. The record is from RefSeq and is a predicted model, not a curated record. The transcript is spliced from 4 exons. NCBI's taxonomy places the organism in Eukaryota, Metazoa, Arthropoda, Malacostraca, Decapoda, Portunidae.